CCCUCUGCCCAAAACUAAAUCAAACCAAACAACAAGAACAAGAAACAGCAGCAAAACAUAAAAUUAUGUAUGUGUAUAUUUAUUUUCUCCGUGUUUUGAUAUUGUAAAGAAACUGGAACAAAAUCAAAAAACGACAUACUUACGCUCUGCUUGCGCUGAAGUUCCAUUCCUCAUCAAAAGCAGCCUUCGUCAGACCAGAAAUCUUGGUGGUUGGUCCUUCUACAAACUAUAGGUGAUGUCGAUCACCAUACAAGAAAUUUUGCUCGACGCUAAGCGACUUGCCUGCCGAUUAAAAGAGCAUGACUCGGCCGCGGAUGAACUGCUAUCACAAUCCCAGAGUGUCUUCAGACAAAUUGAUGCAAUGAAACAGUACCAAGAGGAUCUGUGCGACUUGAGUGAAGUUGCUGGGACGAGGCCCCAGAGAGCUUUGGUUGCAAGCAUUCAGCAGGAGAACAGGCAGCUGAGGGAGCUGCAACAGGAGAACAGAGAGUUACGAGCCUUGCUGGAGGAGCAUCAGAACGCGUUGGAGUUGAUCAUGUCCAAAUACAGACAACACGUUUCCCAGCUGAUCAGAAAUUCUCACGUUGACUUUGAAAAAUUGACCAACAGUCAAUUAACACAAAAAACUGUCGAUCAGGCUGACAAAAUAAGUGAAAUGGCCGCUGUGAUGCAGCAUGCGUUAAAACUGGAUGAGAAUGAUGCCAAUAGAGACGAAGAAUUGGUUGCUAGGCUCAUUACAGAGAACAAAAACCUGAGAGAACUGGUCCAAAUAUCUACACAAUAUGGUUCCUUACCAGAAGUAGAUGAGGAUGGAAAGGAUUCCUGACCAACAAACUGAGGAAACAUCAGGUUUUGGGGUUAUGAUUUUUUAUUUAAUUUCCUGCAAAGCUGUUAAAAAAGAUUUUGUUUUAAUCUAAAUUGCUACCUGUUUAAUUUGUUAAAGAAAAACUUGUGACAUAAAACUAUUAAUAAGCUAAUAAUGAUAACAUUAUGUUAAUAAACUCUCCUAAUCAAAAUUCAGAUUUUUUCUUGGCCUUAGCGGUGGUUUUGAUACAUAAAUUGUGCCAGAUUACCUUUAUUUAUUUAUUAUUUAUACAGGAAAUAAAUAUUUAGCAAAAACAGCUUCAUUUUUUAAUUAAUGAUAUUUUAUGAAAUAAUUAUAAUAAACUCUAUUAAAGUUUCGCGCGCGUUUUAGAAAAUUGUUUGCUAGCAGAAGGUGCUGCUGUUCACAUUUGGUUAUCUAUUAACAUGUAUGACUUAAAUUAUGAUGAAUAAAAAAUAUUAAUA
Messenger RNA from Neocloeon triangulifer, 1287 nucleotides. RefSeq names its product FGFR1 oncogene partner 2 homolog (gene Fgop2). The record is from RefSeq and is a predicted model, not a curated record. NCBI's taxonomy places the organism in Eukaryota, Metazoa, Arthropoda, Insecta, Ephemeroptera, Baetidae. Bases 236 to 826 code for a protein of 196 amino acids. The transcript has 6 exons.